UCGGGAGCGCGCCUGCAGGAUCCAGGGAAGCGCCGCUGCAGCGGGAAUGAUGGCGGAGAGCACGAAGGAGGAACAAGUUUGAGGCUGGGAAAACGGAGAGCUCCAGCGACGCUUCGCCACCCGACGCGAUGAUCCGACCGGAUGCCUUCGUUUGAGUUGAGGCAACAGUGCUGCCAAAAAAAACCCUCCGCCUGACCCAUGCCACCAGUUGCCUAAAGUAGUACUUCUCCAAUCAAUCUCUCUCCAAACUUUCCACAAAGCCGGCUUCCUGAAUUGUGCUGCAACUCUAAACCAGGAAAAAUGAUCAAAGCAGAGAGUAAAGGAGGGGAGAGGACCCUGAGAAGUGCCUCCCCGCACAGAAAUGCAUACAAGUCCGACUUCCACGCCAUUAAGUGCACCUUUGAUGGGCCAAAGUCCGAGGGUGCCUCUAAAACAUUCUCAAAUGGAUCUAGCGAGUGCCGGGAGGACUCGAGGGGGAGACCUUUUGGAACCAGAGUGAAUAAGAUAAAGAACAUUUUCCUGCAAAUGGAUGGUCAACAACAGGAGAUCCAAGAAGCAAAGCCGGCUAUAAAGCCUGAAGUUCCCCCGAUUUCCCCACCGAAGCAGCAGUUUCCAGUCAGCACUCACAAAGUCAGCUUCAACAGUGCCACAACCCCAGAAUCCCACAAUUUAGAUAAAGCACCCAAGGGAGAUGAUGUGGAGAUUGACAAAGUGGCUUUGGCAGAGAAAUUUUCUGUGACCAGGAAACUCUUUGAAAGGGGCAUCAAAGAGCAACCGGCGGCUGAAAAGCUGUCUCCAAGCAGAGUGGUGACUCGCCUGUCCCUUGGAAGUGCCUCUGAUGACGGGAGAAGUACAAGGAGAGCAUCAGGAUCCUCAGAGCCCACCAGUAAAUCUGACCAAACUCUUGUAUCACCAGUUAAAAGUCGUUCAGAUGAGAUGGCCGAUGGCGAGAAAAAGCAUACAUCCAGAGUGUCACUUAAUGCAGGUCCUAUAUCCAAGAGGCUGGAAAAUUACAUGGGUGAGACGGACUCAGUCGACAACAACACGUCUGUUGGCAAAGAUGGAACGGUGGCUGCUAAACAACAUAAUACCACUGAACACAUGCAGCUUACCUCUCCGUUAAGAGACGGCUUACACAAACCCACUUCUCUUGUGAAAGAAACCUCUGACUCUUCAGUUGGAACUAAUGCCAUCCACAAAAACAAAGACGCCAAAUCUGCAUCUUCGGGGUCCAGUGUUGGGCUUAAAUCAACAAUUCAAGUUACAAGCCAAUCAUCCAAAUCUAGUUCUUUGACAACUGAUGCCACUCACAAAGUCCCCUCAUCAGAAGAGACGAUUCCCAUUAGUCAUGCCAACAAGUCUUCCUCACCUGUUGAUGGAUUUAGUCGGACACCUGUUGUUGGAGAAGGAGGCAAACCACGUAGUCCGUCCUCGAGGGAUGUGAAACAACCGAUUCCGUCUUCUGAAAGCUUUCAGAAUGCUAACAGGGCCAAAUAUGCAGAAAAAACCAGGAGUAACGACAACGUUAUUCUUAGCCCUACUGGGGGCAAACAAACCAGCCAGACUACGUCAUUGGAAUCCAAAGGGGUGGGCAUGGUACGGGCGGAACUGGUAGUGGUUCAGAAUGAGUCCUCGGAAAGUGAUGAAAACGAGGAUGAGAAAGGUGGAGAUAAAGUGCCAGAAGAGCCUAAAGGGCAACAUCACAAUGACCUGAAAAAAAAUGUUCUUCAAAAACAGAGCUUUAACUCGGCUCAUCAAAGCAUAUCACAAGAGCACGGAAAAGGAGCGCAGUGGACAACGGACACAGCGAAUGGUGGGAGAGUCCUGGACAGUAACAAGGAUUAUGGGCUGAAAGAAGAGAGAAAGGAGGAUAAUGUAGCUGUGUGCCAGGGUGGUGAAUACGAUGAGGCAGCAGAAGAAGAGGGUACAGUAGAGGAGCAGGUGGACCAGAGUAAUCGGAGAAGAGCUUCUCCGGGAGUGUACGGUAUUGAGAAUGCAGCAUUUGUGGAUGACAGAGAUGUAGACCAGGUCCUUAGGGAAGAAGAGGAGGAGGAGGAUGAGGAGGAGGAAGAACAAGAAGAAGAAGAGGAGGAGGAGGAGGAGAAUGAGGAGGAAGAAUAUGAAGAGGAUCAAAUGUAUGGGGAAUACAGUUACUGUUAUGAGACCGCUGGUCUGUCAGAUGAGGAUGAACCUCCGCCAAAGAGGAAAAUCAACUUUUCCACAAAUCCCAUUUCGGUCUUCAGCACCUUCUCCAAUGAAGAAUAUGAUCGGCGUAAUGACGAUGUUGAUCCAGUCGCGGCUUCUGCAGAGUAUGAGCUGGAGAAGAGAGUGGAGAAGAUGGAUGUGUUUCCUGUGGAGAUUGAGAAAGGAGACAAUGGCCUUGGUAUCAGUAUCAUAGGGAUGGGAGUGGGAGCCGACCAGGGUCUGGAAAAGCUUGGCAUCUUUGUGAAAACCAUAACGGAGAAUGGAGCAGCUGAGAAAGAUGGACGAAUACAGGUGAAUGACCAGAUAGUGGAGGUGGAUGGUAUCAGUCUGGUGGGAGUGACCCAACUGUUUGCUGCAACAGUCCUAAAGAACACCAAAGGCACCGUGAGGUUCCUCAUUGGACGGGAGAAGCCAGGAACUCAGAGCGAGGUUGCCCGCUUGAUAAGUGAGACACUCGAGCAGGAGAAGAACCAGCAGCAUCAGCAUCUGGAGGAUCCGUAUGAACACUCGACGGAAGAGGAGGAUCGGUAUGAGGAGGAAGAUGGAUUAGAGGACAGGAUUCUGGGAUCAAAUUUCUCUCCAGGGCGAAACGUGGAGGUGUUUGAGCUGCCAGAUUCAGAGGCCUUGUUCCUGCCAAGCAACAUGGACAACUCUCAGAUGGCUUUCAGGUUCAAAGAGUUGCAGCUUAAGCACAGCAUUGCCAUAUCUGAAAUAAAUCAACUAAAGGAAAAGCUCAGUGAUACAGUGGAGGAAAAGUCAGUGAGGGAAGCCAGGGAAUCUGCUCUGGAGCAGAAGAUUGAUGAUGGGAAUGACAAGAUUCUGAAGCUGGAGAAUUACUGGCUGGAAGCACAAGCUGUGUGUAAGAGUGUGAACGAACAACUAGCUGAGACACAGGCUCAGUACGAGGCCCUGGAUAAGAAGUACAACAAGGCCAAGAAACUGCUCAAGGACUACCAGCAAAAAGAAAUAGACUUUGUGAAGAAAGAAGAGGAACUAAAAAAAACUCUAGAUGAAAAAGACAAGUUUUACAAGGAGCAGCUGGAGAGCUUGCAGAACAGGAUAGCUGUCCUGGAGUGCAGAGGUGUUUCAGCCCUGGAAUGUCCGAAUGGUCAGGAUUCUGCUGCAGACGAGAAACUAAGCAGCCAAGACUCAAUCACCAACACGCAAUCUGUCGACUCGCUCCAAGACUGGGGUGAGUUGGUUCCUGAAACGACCCGCUUGGACACCAGUGCACACCGAGCAAAAGGCCUGCUGGCUCAGAUGGCCAAACGUCAACCUCCAUCCCGGAACAAGCUGAAGGAGAACCUCACUGUCGCGUCGUGUUACUCUCAGGAAACUGAAGAAGAGGAUGAUCAGGAGGAACAAGACCCUCCUGAGAGGCGGCGGUCCAUCCAGGAGAGUCUGUCCCUCCCCAUAAAUGUUUGCUACCCUGGUAACGAACAGAGAGACGAUCCAGGUGAGACCAGGGAGGCUUCCAGCAGUAAGGCAGAGCUUUCCAGCAGUCCCUCUUUAUCACCGUCACAGGGGGAUAGUGUUGAAAGCAGCGGAAGUCCCUCUCUGUCCCCUCCCAAACACGGCUCCUCACCGCAGUCUCCCUCUGGCUUCAUGCGCAACGUCAAGAAGAGGGAGUCCAAAGGCAAGGCAAAGGAGCUCAGAGAGGAGCUUAAUGAGCCUUCCGCAGCAGGGAAACCAAAAAGACGAUUUCCAGACUUUGGAGGCCUCCGGAAGUCAGGCGGCAAAGGGAAGAAACUUGACAAGGAGGCCAUGAGAGCAUCUUUGGACAGCAGGGGGUCUGCUGAGCUACUAGAGGAAUCUGGAGGGAACCUGUCUCCUGCAGAGUCCAUGACCUCCAUCCCCACCUGUAUGCCUUUCUCCUGGUUCGGAGACAAAGAGAGGGACAGAGACAGAGAGCCCUCGUCGUCCAGCAGCAGCCUGCCGUACACCGCCAACGAGACCAGCAGUGAGCAAAGCCAGGAUCGCAAAAAUAAGACAAGUCUCUCCUGGUCGUCUUUAUUCAGUCGCUCAUUAGAUUUGAGUGUUUCAGUCAUAGAUGAUUCUAACGCUGCCAGUCCCAGUUCAGACAUCUCUGGGUUAGUUGCUGAACCCAAUCUGUCUGGGCGCUCACACACUUUAAUCUUCUCCUCCAGCGAGACUUUAGAUGAUGAGCCGGUCACGUCAGGGAAAGAGUAUCAGUGGCAGAACCGGCCCGUCUGUGAGUGGACCAACCAGCAGGUCUGUCACUGGCUGAUGGGCAUGAACAUGGACCAGUACACGCCGGAAUUCACGGCGAAGGGCGUCGACGGCCAGCAGCUCCUGCACCUGGACAGCGACAAGCUGAAGGCUCUUGGAGUGUUGAGUCAAAGCGACCGUUCAACAGUCAAGAAGAAGCUGAAGGACAUGCGGAAGGCCCAGGAGAAGCUGGAGAAACAGCGAGAGAAGAAGGAGAAGGAAGGCAGACGCAGCGGGAGACUGUCGACCACCACCGACUCCACCUGCUGAGGUGGCGCUUCUGUACUCGAAUAAAGGCAUCCCACAACAUUCUCCACCACGCAGGACUCUGAAAAACAUUCUCACUUUCUUCCGGCGACCCCAGCUCCGUGAUCAUGUCAGGAGGCUGCAGGUCUGCUGGGAUGUUUGUCCGUGCAGCUUCUGCUCACGGUGUCCACACUUCCUCCCACAUCCAUGAAUGAUGCCCGUCUCUGUCGGGGGGCUGGAAUCCGGCCCGCUGGAAUCUGGGAGCGACUCCAGCCCCCGGCGCCCCCUCAACACCACGAGGGGGGCAGAGCCCAUGUCACGCUGCUCGUCGUCAACCACCGCAGAACGAUUGUGCCAGGAAUGUCCUCGUGCUGACUGACGUGUUAGUUGUAAAUCAUUUUCUCAAAGUCACAAAAAAAAAAAAAUCAUUCACUUCAGCUCAAACUGUUUUAACUGAAAGAUUGAAAAUAACAAAGUUGAAUAUGUGACCAAAAUGAUAACAUUUCUACCACUAAAAUGCUUAAAGCUACAAUUAUACGUCUUUAGUCAAAUAUAAUGUAGUUCUUGCUGAUCGUGCACAUUUACCCCUGGAAGUCAAAUGUAUACUGCUUUUUCUUUCUUUUUAAAAAAAAAAAGCGUUUUAUAUGUUUGCUGAAAUGAUCUGCCUGAUUCGUUGUUCCGCGCUUUGCAGGAUGGUAUUGUACAGUUCAGACAAAAGCACUACGUCUUUUAAUCUUAAAUGGGUGACAAGGUUUUAAAUGUAUAAAUGAGUUUUAUACAUGUGCCUGUUAACUGCAUCUGUUUUUUUUUUUUUUACUUAUACCAUCUUUCAUUUUAUACUAUCUUAAUUUUCUACUAAGUAGAAUAGCUCCAAUGUUGAUUUUUACUUUUAUUCUUCUGAAAAGCAGAUCAGGUUAGGGACCAGACGAAUGCUGCUGCGCCGUGUCUGACUCGGGCUGCGUGUUUCCGAGACGGUACCGCGAUGCUCAGCUCGCGCACCUCACCGUCUCGGCGGACGCCACGCCGAGCCCAUGACAGGACUAACGCCGUGUAUGAAUGAGGUUGAACAAUGAAAUUCCACAACCG
Messenger RNA from Cololabis saira (Pacific saury), 5766 nucleotides. RefSeq names its product protein phosphatase 1 regulatory subunit 9A-like A (gene ppp1r9ala). Gene Ontology annotation, cellular component: postsynaptic density; actin cytoskeleton; cytoplasm. NCBI's taxonomy places the organism in Eukaryota, Metazoa, Chordata, Actinopteri, Beloniformes, Belonidae. Gene Ontology annotation, molecular function: actin filament binding. The record is from RefSeq and is a predicted model, not a curated record. Bases 301 to 4704 code for a protein of 1467 amino acids. Gene Ontology annotation, biological process: neuron projection development; actin filament organization; calcium-mediated signaling. The transcript is spliced from 20 exons.